Molecule: messenger RNA, 5700 nt
Organism: Chara braunii
Lineage: Eukaryota; Viridiplantae; Streptophyta; Charophyceae; Charales; Characeae
Source: the annotation of a GenBank genome assembly
UGGAGGAGUGAGGGCUGAAGCCCAAUGAAGAGCGGCAGCUGGGCCACCACCCCCUGCCAUGUUCAGGCUAUGGCAGGAAAAGGAGGAACCACCGUUUGGGGUGGAAGAAGUGGGGAGCGAUGAGGAAGUAACCAUAAUCAUCGAGUCAGAUGAUGAGGAUGAGGAGGAAAGAACGGAGCCUCUGUCCGUCUUAUUUGAGAAGAUGGAGGACUUGCUGGAUAAGAUGGGGAGGUACCAACAGAAGUUGGUAGGCCUCUGUGAAGAAGUGAAGGGAUGGAGGUCUAACGUCCCCACAGUAUUCCUCUAUGACUCCGACCCGGAGUCAGCGCCUGGGCGACCCGGAGUAAAUGUGGUGGGGUCGUGCCCUCAACCAGGAAUGAGGGGGAGACCCCUCACUCCGCAGGCCCGGCUGGCACAGGCAGCGYGAACGAGGAAUCAAGCCAAGGCCAGUACCAGCCAAGAGCCUCCAAGGGGGGAACACGAACCAGGGAAAAGGAAAAAGGCUGUGGAAGUAGAGGACGACGAUGAUGAAGAGGAAGAGGACGAGAGGCUGCGCAGAGAAGAGGAUCAGAGAGCGGAGCAGCGGGCAAGAAAAAAGGGAACCAGGGGAGAGGCCGAACCGGUCAUACAUGACGGACCGCCCAAAAAGAAGAAAUACGCGGUCCGGUUGGAAGAGGGGUUUGACGUAGAGAAGGUGAUUGACCGGCUGCUGGAAGGGCAUAAUGACCUCAUGACCCUGAAGGAAAUCCUAGCGUCAGCCCCGCGACUCCGCGAUGAACUUAAGGGGAGGUUAUCACGGCGCCUGGUGCCCAAUGUCCAUCUGGGUACGAUCCUGCCCAAGGAGGCAGAGUGGGCAGAGUCAGGUACGAAGAUGGACUGGAAGUGUGUAGCCUGCAGUACGGUGGAUUUGAUGGUGAAGGGUUCCAAGUGCGCAGCAAUGGUGGACAUCGGGGCAGAGAUGAACAUUAUUCGGGAGGCGGACGCGAUCAGAUUCGGGCUGGAUAUAGACCGUUCUGACUGCGGUAUUCUGCAUGGAGCCAGAGCUGGGACGGCUCAAGCAGGUUCCCAAAGGCGGUACAAGACGGUAGACAAGAAGUGUCGCCCAGUACCCGUCCUCGUUACAGAGGACGAGGAAGCAUAUUACGAGAGGGAACGAGGGUUGAUUCGACGAAUCAGGGAAAGUGCUUUAGCAGGGCCAUGUCGUAUCAAUGAAGGGAACGAGAAGGAGUUGAUCAUAGGGGAGUCUGAUUUCCUGCUGCCUCGGGAGCGAACAUUGAUGGUGGAAUUAAUGAAGAGGAAGCAUCGCGCCUACGCGUUUAGUGACGAGGAGCGUGGCAGGCUGGAUGUGGACAAGAUACCUAUGAUCCGCAUCCAAACCGUGCCACACGAGCCUUGGAACAUGAGAGGGGCGCGAUAUCCCAAUCCUGACGAGGAAAGGAAGGUGGUGGAUUAUCUCGACGGCAAGAUACGUACUCACGUCGCCGACUAUUCRAGUGGACCGUAUGCGUCCCCGUGGUUCUGCUUUAUUAAGCCUAACGGGACGCUGCGGUGGGUGCAGGAUUUGCAAAGAUUGAAUGCAGUGACCGUGCGAGAUGUUGGAGGACUGCCGAAUGCAGACGUGCUGUCGGAAUCCUGUGCUGGAAGGCCUAUAAUUUCGCUUAUAGACCCUUACUCAGGAUACGAUCAGUUCCCAGUCUACCCGCCGGAUAGGCCGGUGACGGCUAUGCACACGCCGCGAGGAUUAGUCCACAUGAACGUGGCCCCACAAGGGUGGACCAACGCAGUAGCAAUGGUCCAACGGGCCAUGAUUCGGRCCAUGCAGUCAAUCAGCCCCCAUAUCACACAGCCAUACAUUGACGAUUUGACAGUGAAGGGGCCGGCGAUGAAAGAGAGCGACGAAGUCUCACCAGGGGUAAGGCGCUUUGUCUGGAAACACAUCCAGGACCUCGAAAAGGUCCUGAGCCUGCUCGAAGAGCAUAACCUCACGGCAAGCGGGGCUAAAUCCAGACACUACAUGAGGGAAGCGACGAUCUUGGGGAUCGUCUGCAAUGAGAAGGGCCGAAGGCCGGAUGUGAAGAAGACGGACAAGAUUACUGAGUGGUCAGUUCCGUUCCACUCAAUAACUGAUGUUAGAAGCUUCCUUGUUGAUGAAUUUCUGGAUCAGGAAGAAGACGUUCGUCUUCAUAUCAACAAAUGGUCGCCGCGAGUGCCCAGCUGUGUAGGCUAUCCUAUCUGGCAAGCGCCAAAGGAGUAUGAAAGGAGGAAUGAGCUAGUCCUUAAGCCCUUUGAGGAAGAAGAUCCCUGGGGUGGUAAGGAUGUUCAGUGGAUGAUGGAGCUAGCGCUGGCCAGCUCGCAUAGCCUGGUGGAGGACAUGAGAACGAUUGAGGAAGGAUCUGGCCAGGUAGAACGGCAUGAGGACCUGAUGGGAGGAAUGUAUCUACUCGUCAACACGUUAUUGCAGGAAGGCCUCGACCAAUCAGGCUCGUUGAACUCGACAGGAAAUGUGGACGGAGUGUCCGAGAGCCAGAACGACGAGUUCGAGGAAGUAGAGAUUAAGGAGGCUUUUCGUGCAAAGGAGUACGACGGGAUCUACCUAGAACUGGGGCUUCUUCUGUCAUGUGAAAUGCGGCUAAGGGAUGCAAGCGAUAGGGCUCAGAGGAUGCUGCAACGCUACUUAGUGCGAGACGGCCACCUUUUCGUGAGAAGAGAAGUGGGGAAUCCCAGGAGGGUCGUCUGCGGUAGGAAUCGUCAGAUCGACGUCGUAGCAGCACUACACGAUGGCAUUGCAGGAGGGCAUCAAGGGGUGCAAGCCACGUAUGCCAAGAUAAGUGAGCAGUACUACUGGGAUGGAAUGAUGGAUAUGGUCGGGAAAUUUUGUCGAUCCUGCGUGCCCUGCCAGGAGAGAUCCCGUUUAAGGCAGGGAGAGCCGCUGCAUCCAAGGUUAGAGCGAGAGGUGGGAGUCGUAGUGCAUCUCGAUCUGCUUUUUAUGCCACUUGGGGAUCAGGGCUAUAACUAUAUCUUCGAUACAUGCGAUAACCUGUCUGGGUUCGUAGACGGGCGUGUUAUUCGCACCAAGACCGGGUUAGUCUUAGUGAGCUGCAUCGAGGAAUAUUACCUGCGUUACCCUUUCGUCAGGGAAUUCGUAAUGGACAGGGGAUCGGAGUUUACCUGCCAAGAGGUGCAAGAAUUGUUAUCAAGGUCUGACUUUACGAAGACAGCCAUGCCAAGAGGAGGGAGGGGGACACGGCCGCCUCGGAGGCCGUUGGGAGCAUCAGGAGGAUAUGAGCGACAUGGGCCUCGCCAUCGAGAGAGUACUCCAGUAUACGAUGAUGGGGACAUCGAGCUAUUCCUGGACAGUUUUUGGGAUCAUGCGAGGCGUAUGGGCUGGACCGUGGCCCAAGCAAUCGAGGGACUGAGGGGACUCGGCAGAUUCGAGAAGCCCAUUGCGCGGAUCCGUAGAGAGGCGACGACGAGAUCAGAGGUGGAGUGGAGGAUGCAGGAUCUGCGACCCUCGCCUGUGGGACCAGAUGGCAGGCCGAUCCGUCUAGAGAUCGGAAACGUGGCAGACUUCAUCCCUGCUUUCGAGUGGUUCAUGCAGGGGCAGGGUAUACCGAGAGAUGAGUGGGCGAGGACGCUACCACUCUGGACCAGGAAGGCGGAAAGGCCGCUGGCUAGCCAAAUCAGAGACAUGGCCCGGGGCUGGGAAAGCUGCGGGGCACAUCUAAGAGAGGCCUUUCGACGGCCAGAGCCCUCCCAGCCCAGAGUCGAGAGACGUCGGAGGAGUCAGAGGUCGAGGGAUCCUGAGCCCAGGGAGGUGAGACCGUCUCGGGGAGGACGGAAGGCCCUAGCCAGGAGAGAGGAGGAGCCGGAGCGGGAGCCAGAGGUUGAAGAGCGAGGGGCAUACCCUGAGUGUGGGCUGGGACCAGUGGAGUUUCAUCGUUUUACUGAGGGUGGAUUGAGGAGGUCACCAACACACACACGGGAGGAGCCGCCAGUGUCUGAAGGGCCGUUGAGAGAGUUAGAAACGCAUCUGGAUAUCUCUCAGUGGAAAUCGUCGCCUCAGGAUGAGAAACAUGAAGAGCAAGUAGAAGGGGUGCCACGAGAGGAGGUACCACAAGAGGAGGUGCCACGAGAGGAGGUGCCACGUGAGGAGGUACCACGAGAGGAGGUGCCACGAGAGGAGGCGCAGGGUAGACAUGGGGAGACGUGCAGGGAAGGAAGUGAUAGAGGUUGGAGAGGACACACCCCCACAGGCGCCAGCAAUGGGUUUGAGACUCAUGGAUGCACCAGGGAGCGCUCGUCAGGCAGAGGAGAGAUUGCGGAGAAAGGAGGCCCCACUUCCUUCAUCAGAGAGGGCUCCAUCGCCAGAGGGGAGAGCCGGCAGGAGAAGAGAAAGGGCAGCUCCAAGGCCCCGGAGAUUCCUGAGAUGUGGAGAGACUUCUGGGAGCAGAGAGGAGAGGAACUUCCAUCGCCAGUCAAAGCCGGGUUUGGGGUGGCCAGGAAGGCGGAAGAAAGGUUAGAUCGUAAAAUCAAGUUCCUGGCCAAGACCACUUUUGACCGGCACUUGUUAUUGGAGGGCGAUCUGACAGGGAAGAAGAUGAAGGAAGCAAGYCAUGGAGUACGCCUGGAGGCUAUGGAAAUGGAAAUUCAGGAACUCAGGGCCUUGGUGGCCAGCCAGGCAGCUAUCAUCGAGAGCCUGAGGCAGCAAACCCAGGGAAGGGUGGACAGGCCAGAGAGCAGCAGGCAGGGAGAGCAGAGGCAGCUGGGACAGGGAUUGCCAGGACAACCAUCUACAGCAGAGCCUCGCCAGGAGCCACCUAUGGGGAGAUCUAUCCUGGACCCAGAGGAGUCGAGAGCCCAGAGACAGGCAGAGAGAGAGGCGUUCGAGCUUAGAGCCCCUACUGAGCUUGCGAAGCUGCCAGUGGCGGCGACAGGCCCAGUCGUACCUUUGGCAGUAGAGGAGGGGCUGCCACCAUCUAGCAGUGAGCCGGCUCGGGGCUCAACAGAGGGAUCCAUGGGCGUGCUCCUUGAGGCGGUGCAUACUAUGCAGGAGGAGGUGAGUUUGUUUUCACCUGAGCAGAGGAUAGAGGAGCCUCUUGAGAGAGAGAUAGGGAUUGAGGCGGAGAGUGUCAUAGAGAGCAGGCUCCAGAGGAUGGGCACGCCUGAGUAUGGGCCGGAGGGGAUUGAGGAGCAGCCCGUGGCAGUGCCAGGAGAGACACUCGAGAAGAAACCUCAGAGGUUGGACACACCUGAGUACGUCCCGGUAACAGGGGAUUUGAGGAGCAGACUGGGGUUUUGGGCUACAGGAUCUGGGUCUGGGGGACCGGUUCCUAGGACAGAGCAGCAGGAGGUAGUUAGUACCGCCGCUCCUCAAGCAGAGCAGCAGAGGGUUGUUAGUACCUUGGCAGGAUCUCCUUCAUCACCACCUCCUCAGCCCAGGAAGAAGAAGUUCAAGAGGAAGGUUGAUCAGCUAUGUUUCUACUGUAAGAGGAGCGUGCAUCAUGCUCUGGACUGUCUCGAGUUUCUUGAGGAUAAGGCAGCAGGGAAGGUCUCAGAGGCAGGGGGUAAGAUGUAUGAUAGACAGGGUAGGAUAGUAGAGAAGUCCGCAGAUGGACUUAGGACUCAGUUAUAUAGGCAAAACCAGGAGGAAUUGAGGAGAUAGUGUCGGUUUGUCUAUAUAGGUGGGCGAGUAUCUUGUGA